Messenger RNA from Thlaspi arvense, 1397 nucleotides. The record is from the annotation of a GenBank genome assembly. Lineage: Eukaryota; Viridiplantae; Streptophyta; Magnoliopsida; Brassicales; Brassicaceae.
UCAAAAUGGAGCUGCUCAUCUUCAUCUUCCUCCUCUUCCUCUUCCCCAUCUACAUCUUCUUCAUAUUUCCGAGAAAAUCUUCGUCAAAUAUUGGUUUCAAGUCGUACCCAAUCGUCGGAAUCAUACCUGAAAUGGUGAAAAACGAACAACAUUUCCUCGAUUGGAUAGCAGAGAUUCUAUCCCAAUCCCCAACCCAGACGGCGACUUUCCGGUAUCUAGGGAAGCAACGAUCCGUCAUGACGGCGAAUCCAGCGAACGUCGAGUACAUUCUCAAGAAGAAGUUCGGGAGUUUCCCCAAAGGCGAGCAGUUAGCGGAGGAUUUUCUCGGCCGCGGUAUUUUCAACGCCGACGGCGUGAUGUGGUGGAAACAGAGGAAGACGGCGAAAUCCUCCGCCGCCGGAAAAUUGAUAGACCUUCAAUAUAUUUUUGAGCGAUUCGGUUUGGAUAGCAUCUGCGAAUUAGCCUUCAGCGUCGAUUCCGCUUGCCUUGGCGAAGACGAAGUUCGAGAGUUCAUGCACGCCUUCGAUACGGCGUCGACACUGACCGCGCAACGGUUUCAGUCUUCGGUUUCUUUUUGGUGGAAGAUCAAGAAGAAGCUUGACAUUGGGUCAGAGAGGCUUCUGAGAGAAUCAAUGGUUACCGUACACAAGUUCGCCGAUGACAUCGUCCGUAAGAAGAUGAUUGAUCAAGGAAGAUCCGAGAGCGAGAAGGAGGAUUUUCUUUCUCGGUUAAUCAGCAACGAGGAGAUGAACUCUCCGGAGUUGCUACGUGACAUUGUCGUAAGCUUCAUCUUCGCGGGACGAGACACAACAUCCUCUGCCUUGAGCUGGUUCUUCUGGUUACUCUCUACGCAUCCCGAGGUGGAAAACAAAAUCAUCGAGGAGCUAAAAUCGAUCCGAGCACGAACAGGGAAGAGAGUCGGGGAGGGUUACGGGUUUGAGGAUCUGAAACUGAUGAACUAUCUGCAUGCGGCGUUAACCGAAACCAUGAGGCUGUAUCCGCUCGUGCCGGUGAACACACUGAGCUGUGUCGAGGACAGUGUACUGCCCGAUGGGACGUUUGUAGGGAAAGAUUGGGUAGUGGAGUAUAACGCGUACGCGAUGGGGAGGAUGGAGAGUAUUUGGGGUAAAAACUGCGAGAGGUUUGAUCCAGAGAGGUGGAUUGAUGAAACAAAUGGUGGGUUUAGAGGCGAGAGUCCUUAUAAGUUUCCGGUGUUUCAUGCGGGACCAAAGGUUUGUUUAGGGAAAGAGAUGGGUUAUGUUCAGAUGAAAUCGAUAGCCGCCGCGAUGCUGGAGAGGUUUGUGGUUGAGGUUCCAGGGGAUAAGGAGCCUGAGAUGCACUUGGCUUGGACGCUUAGGAUGAAAGGAGGUUUGUUUGCAAGGCUACGCGAAAGAACC